Botrytis sinoallii is the source of this 702-nucleotide messenger RNA. RefSeq lists its product as uncharacterized. NCBI's taxonomy places the organism in Eukaryota, Fungi, Ascomycota, Leotiomycetes, Helotiales, Sclerotiniaceae. Gene Ontology annotation, molecular function: acyltransferase activity, transferring groups other than amino-acyl groups. The transcript is spliced from 2 exons. The record is from RefSeq and is a predicted model, not a curated record. The coding region runs from base 1 to 702 and encodes 233 amino acids.
AUGCCAUACGCCGUGCAAUACGUAUCCACAAGCGAUGCACCAGGUCUAGCAGAGGCGAUGAUGAGCGCCUGGUGGCAAGAUGAGCACUGGAAAGUUCUAUGGGCGAAAAGCAACAUGCCGCUCGAGCAAAUAAUUUCUGAUUGUAGUGAGCGCUUGCCGUGGAAUUUCAUGAGCGGCCGAAGCGUCAAACGGCACCUCAAAGUUGUUGAUUCAGAUUCUGGGGAAAUAGUAGCGUAUUCGCGAUAUAUUUUACCCCAGACCCAUACCGAAAUAUGGCCCGAAGCCCAGAUUUCUGAACCUAGUUCUGAGGAAAAGGCGGAAUACGAAAGAAAGUUUAAGAGUGUCACAGACAAUGGAAAGAUAAGAGGAAUGGAUUAUGCGUUUGCUUCGGAGUUUGGGAACCCUCUUGCAGAAGUGGAGGAAGAAAUUUUGAAGGAUAGUGGUUCUUGUUUUGCUGUGGAUUACAUGACGACCCAUCCUGCUCACCAACACCACGGAGUAGCGUCAAUGAUGUUGAAUCAAGCUCUCACAGUUGUAGAUGAAGCGGGCUUGAAAUCAAUUGUAAUGGCAAGUCCGGCUGGACAAAGACUGUAUGAGGGACAUGGCUUUCAAUUUGUGCGCACUCUUGUUCAGGAUGAUUCUAAAUACGGGACUACAUCACCCUACGUUCAUUCUUGGCUUAUUAGACCAUCUCCCAAAUAG